AACUCUUAUUCGACUUAAGGGAAAGUCGAUCUGAGGGGAAUCUAUUUAUUUCAUGAGUAGAAGGAGAUCGUAUUGUGGGGUUUUAUUUAUUAAAACCAAUUAUUUCUUUUGUUCUGAGAAAUUAAUAAUAAUACAUAAAAACACAUCUUCGGUAGAUUGUAGACCAUCACGGCUGUUGAUUUAAAAAGUACAGAGAUGGUGGAUUUAUGUCUGCAGAAGAAAAAAUCGGUAGAGAAGAAAAGAAAACUAAUAAGCAGUAAUCAACCAAAUUCAGAAUCAGCUAAAUAUUCAAACGAAGAUAUUGAAAAGCAAGCAAGUGAGAAUAAUAAGAAAAUUAAACUAAAUGGAGGACCUUGGAGAAACCUAGUCUUUGUUUCAUCUAUUGAAGGUACAGAGCUAGAUAAUCAAAGGAAACUUGAACUUGCACUUGAAUACGUUAAUUCGUCUAAGUGCUCUGAUGAUUACGAUGGAGGAGAUUGUGUUCAAAUGGUUAGCGAUUUUCGUUCAGUUUUGUCCCUCAAUAACUGGGUUCAGUCUCUUUUGAAUGAUGACCCAACACAAUGGGAGGAUUUCAAUGUCUGGGAGAUUUUUAAAUUCUGUCUACAGAAGUCACUGUAUUUGAGAGUUCAAUUAACUUUCAACUCAGAAAAUUUUACAUAUGAUUUCUUGCAUUGGAGAAAAUUUAGCCCUUCUCAGUGAUGAAAGGUGUGAAUUUUACAGUCUUGUUUUGGAUUGUCUUACGUUGCUAUUCACUUCUUCUCAUGGAAGGGUGUUUAUUGCUAAUAUGGAUACAUGGUCCUUGACGGUUGGUUCACUGCUGGAUGUUCUUCACAAGGUUUACCUGGUUAAAGUAUGUAAUGACAAUGAGGGCAUCCUGUUAAUUCGCUUAUCAUGCUUGAUAUUCGACCGUUAUACAAAUUUUUUGAUGGCUCAUCCGAAGAAAGUUUUUCGUAAGUUUUUAGAUAAACUUCUAGAACCAUUGUUGAGUUUCUUAGUAAUGAUGAGUCAAAUUGAUGGUUGUAAUUCCACAUUGACAAAAGAGUUGUUGAAGACAGUGGAAGACGUUUUGUCGUAUGGAUUAUUCCAUCCUGACCAUGUCAAUGAGUUUCUAAGUUUACCAACUACAGAGAGGGGUAUUGAGUUCGGUGAUGGAAAAAGAAAAGAAUCUAAAAUGAGGAAUGUAAGCUAUGGCAUACGACUUUUUGAGAAGUUGGAAAACAUAAUAUCUGAGAAGAGAAUUUCUUCAUUGGGGAGCGUGGGAGAGUUGUUUCGCUUGUUUGUUUUCAGAGUAAAGAAGGAAAAGGGAGUUCCUGUGCUGUCUGAUGGAAUCCAGAUUACUACGACAACUGGGAUUUUAGGACAACCGGGAAAUGUUACUGCAAGUUCCAAGUCCAACUUUUCUGUUGGACAUGGUCACGCAGUCACUAAAAUUACUCAUUCUAGGCUUGACAUGGAAACUGGUAAAUCUGUGUUUAAUAUCUUUUUAUGGUUUAUAAUUCCUUUGAAGCGGGAGAUUGAAACAUAUAAUAAAACCAACAUGGAAGAGGGACUUUUGUUGUUGGAUGCUGCUCGUUGCACCCUUGAAGCUACCAAUAGGAUAAUUGCCAGUUUUAUGCAGGAAAAAGUAUAUCUAAGAACGGAAGAUACUUCUGAUGGAGAGCGUCUUAUUUUCUUGAAGGGGUUGUAUCUGACAGUUAUCUCAUUUUCACAGAGGAUACAUAUGUGGUUACCUGGUUUGACUAAUGAAUCCCCUGCAAAUGGUGUAUCUUUAGUAGCAAAAGAGAUUAUAGUUUCUCUUGGAUAUUUGCUGGAAAUUGAAUAUGAGGUUGCUGGAGAAGAUUUGGUAAGAUUGUGGGAAAUCAUUUUGUCGUAUUUAGUAAUUGAUCUACCUGUAACAGGAUCACCAAAAACCAGCUCCUUGGCUUCACAAGUUUUGCACUUCGGAUGCCAGUUAAUUAACAUAAACAGUGAGCUUCGCCAGGUUUGUGACUCUCUAUUUGCACUGUGUAAAGCUGUAAGGUCACUUGCGAUUUCAAACUGUGAAGAAUGUGUGAAAUCAGUGACAACGCUGUUAUGCUUUCAAGAGUCUAGGGUUGCCGUUUGUAAAGCUAUCAAAAACAUACCUGAAGGGAAGGCAACUGAAUGCAUCGAACGAUUGAAAAAGGAUGUCUCUGAAUCUUUAGACUGGAUGAUGAUCAGCAGUUCAAAGGGAAAAAAGUGCCGCGAGGAAAACGUAGACAUGCAAGCUGAGCUUCUAGGAAGGGCACUACCUGAAGUGUAUACACUGCUAUUAGAUAAUUUAGCUGUCACAACAGGGAACAGUAAAUCUGUUAGGCACUCAAUACAGGACCUGGUGAUUGUCCUAGGUCCAUUCCUAAGUAUUCUUGUUGGAAAAGAACAUUCAAAUGUCAGCGGGUUCCUUUUAUCUGUAACGGGACAAAGAUAUUUAAGCGAGGAAAAGAUAACCAGAUCAAGUGCCUCAUGGAUUUCAUUGUUCUUCUUUCGCAUAUAUGCUUCCUGCAGAAGCUUAAACAAGCAAUUGAUAAGCCUCAUGCCUCCUGAUUCAUCUGAGCAGGCAUCAAAUGCAAUGGGAGACUUUUUGACAGCAUGUGCUGGAGAAAAUUGCAUGGAAAGCACUGAUUUGAGAGAUCAUGGUUAUAUUUCUUGGAUAAUUAGACCCUCAGACCCUCUCUUGAUCAUUAUACAAUCUAUAGAAGAUUUUUGUGGUCAGGACACUAUUGAGAGUUGUGCACCCUUGGUUUAUGUGAUGCAUACCAUGGCUUACCAAAGACUUACUGAUCUUAGCCGACAAAUAAAAGCUUUCAGAUUCAUACAAAAGGAGCAGAAUAACACAAUGUCGAUGAGUGAUGCUGUCUCACAUCUGCUUUGUGAGGAAAUUAAAAUUUUAAGGAAAGAAGCUAAGGAUCUUACUUUUUAUCUUAUGGAAAAGAUCGAGCUGAUGGUUGUAUAAAUUCUGAUGGCAAAGAGCAACAAAAUUCACCUGAAGAUGAUGCAUGGGAUUUAUGUAUCCCCUCUAUGGAUGAAGGUUCAUUGCCUACUGCUGUCUGGUAUCUUCUUUGCCAAAAUGCUGAUAUUUGGGGCCCUUAUGCUACGUGGGAGAAGUUGAAGAAGUUCUUGUUUCUGUUGUUCCAUACCACCCCAGGAAGGGCUCGAAGCAGGGGGGACGAUGUUAUAAGGGAUGAACAAUCUCACAAUAUUGAGAAAAUUACUCGUCAUGAAAUAUCAGUGGAGCUGCUACAUGAUACUACAUUCUAUGAACAUACUUUUCUUUGCAGGUAUUUGUCAUCAAGUUUUUCCGGGGUUCUGCAUCAACAUCUAUUAUCAUUAUCUGCUGAUCCUUUGUCUGGAGAUGUUGACUUUGACAACUGGUUGGUAGAUUUGAGUAAAUUUGAGAAGGCGUCGAUUGAUAUUAACAAUAGUAGACGUGCGCCAGGCAGCAAACUUUUGCCCAUCAUGAAGCGGCAUUUCGUUCAUCCCAAUCCCCCUUUCACGAAGUGCACCAAGAAUCUUAUAGCGUGUCGAAGCUUGCUUAAUCUCUUAUGCUGGAUGCCUAAAGUUUAUCUAAAAUCGAAAUCAUUCUCAGAUUGUACCACUAAUGUACUCAAUCUUGAAAGGGUUUUGGUUUCUACCAUCGUGAAGAAUCAUGGUAAAUUAAAGGUGGAUAUUCACUUUGAGUUUUUCAGAUUGUUUGUAUGUUGUAGAAAAGCGUUGAAGUGCCUAUUAACGUCAUUCCACGAUGAUAGCGGUGAAGCUGUACAAUAUUCUGUUGUUCAAAUAUUUAUCAAGAAUUCAUACUCUGUUUUAUUUGGAAAUCCAUCACUGCAUUGAUUCAACUUCUGCCUCCAUUUCCUGAAGAGCAUGCAAGUGAACUGAAGCAUAUGAUUCCUUCUUUGAUGGAUGAUACAUCUCAUAUACUUUUGACAUUAACCAAGGAGCAUUUUACUCUUUCCAUUCCUUCAGCAAUAAACAAUGCAGACUUAAUUCAAGAAUUACCAAUUUCAGAUGAGACCAGCAGAGAAAGAAGUUGGAGUGA
This is a messenger RNA of Papaver somniferum (opium poppy), 4054 nucleotides long. RefSeq lists its product as uncharacterized. Gene Ontology annotation, biological process: ribosome biogenesis. Gene Ontology annotation, cellular component: nucleolus. The record is from RefSeq and is a predicted model, not a curated record. The transcript is spliced from 5 exons. Bases 659 to 2971 code for a protein of 770 amino acids. Lineage: Eukaryota; Viridiplantae; Streptophyta; Magnoliopsida; Ranunculales; Papaveraceae.